Macrosiphum euphorbiae (potato aphid) is the source of this 903-nucleotide messenger RNA. NCBI's taxonomy places the organism in Eukaryota, Metazoa, Arthropoda, Insecta, Hemiptera, Aphididae. The record is from the annotation of a GenBank genome assembly.
AUGUUUCCAACGAGCACGCAAAAAACGAAUUGGAUAUUCAAAGACGAGUUGGAUUUGAAUGCAUUGCGAGAGGAUGCCAACCAGAAGUUCGUUACCAGAUUCGGGUCGCACAUGAGUCCCGAUUACCGAAACACAUUUUUUUUAGAUGCCAACGAAGAGCAUAUAAUACAGAAAUGUCACGAGUAUAUAUUAAGAGAUUUCUGUCACAAGUUUCAGCCAACCAUGCCGAAGUACGUAUUUGCAACUGCUUUAAACUAUCUGAAACGAUUUUACCUGUACAAUUCUGUCAUGGACUACCAUCCCAAAGAAAUAAUGGUCACAUGUCUAUUUUUGGCGUGCAAAGUUGAUGAGUUCAAUGUGUCGCUCGCACAAUUUGUCGCCAACAUUAAGGGAAACCAAUCAAGAGCAACCACAGUGAUACUGAAUAAUGAGUUGUUUCUAAUGGAACAGAUCAAGUACAACCUCAAAGUGCACCAUCCAUUCAAGGCAAUCGAAGGAUUCCUUCUAGACAUAAAGACUAGAACACGAAUGUCCGAUCCAGACCGUAUGCGUACUCACAUUGAUAGUUUCAUUGACAAAUUAUUGUUUACAGACGCAUGUUUAUUAUUUGCACCGUCUCAGCUGGCACUAGCUGCUGUAUUACAUUCAGCUAGUCAAAUUAAAGAAAAUUUAGAUUCAUAUGUAACUGACUUACUGUUAGGUGAUACGGGGUCUGAGCAUUUAAAAGAUUUGAUAGAAAUUGUACGGAGAAUAAGAUUAUUGUACAACAAAACUUCAGAUGAUCAUACAAAAGAACUGUCACGUAUUAGCAAAAAAUUAGAUAAAUGUCGGAACCAAGAGAACAAUCCAUUCAGUGAAAAGUAUAAAGAUAGAAUACAAGAAUCAUUAAAUAAUUCUUUAUAG